CUUAAUAGCUCGAGACUGGAGGACGCGACGAAGAUAUCUCUCUCUCUCGAUCUCUCGAUAUUGUGUGUGGAGAAUCGACGAAGAAACGAACCUUGGGGCUUGAAUCUGGCGGUCGAUGGCCGGAGGCCGCAGCUGGUGGCAGCGGCGAUGAAGUGCAAGGAGCAUCCCUACGAAUUGGGCGCCGGCGUCUGCGCCUCCUGCCUCAGGGAGCGCCUCCUCGCUCUCGUAGCCGCCGAGAACGAGCUAUCCCCCCACCGCCAACCAUGGGGUUUCGACGCGCCCACCAUCGCCUUCCCCCGGUCCGUGUCGCCUUACCUGCCACACCGCCGAUCCGUCGGUUCCGACGCCUCGCACCACCACGACCCCAGCUUCUUCAGCACCCCCGGGCUCGGCCACACCUUGGAUGGCGAAUUCGACGGCGGUCGGAACCGGAGGUCCGGGCGGUUCUCCGUCCUCAAAGCGCUCUUCAGGCAUCACACAUCGGAGAAGGGAGAGGACGACUGGGUGCCUCGUAAGGGCUCCGGACCGAGAUCAUGGUUCUCGGCGCUCGUUCGCCUCCGCCGCCGCAGGAAGAAGCGGCAACCGGAGCCCUUCUCGGCGGCAGAGGGAGAGACGGCACCGGAACAGAAUACGAGGUCGUGUCGGUUGGUGCAGCGGGGGAUGUCGCCGGCCAUGGAGGACGAGGAGGAGUCGGACGCGAGCGGGUACACGAGCGAGUCCUCGAACGGGUGGAGGCGUCCGAUUCCGACGCGGCGGAUCUCCGCGAGCAGCCGUCACCGCCACCGCCACCACCAACAGCAACAACAACAACAACAACUGCGAGGCGUCGGCUGCGUGUCGGGGUUUACGGUCCGCCUGAGCCCGCUGAUGAGGUCGGGCGCCAGCGGGCGGCACAGCCAGGUGUCUGAAUCGGCGGGAGUCUCCGGUGAGCUGCGAUACCCGGCGAACUCGGUCCGCCGGGACCGGCGCACUGCCACCGGAUGCGCUCCGCUCGGGCUCGACCCGAGCCGGUCUUGGAAGCUAGCCGAUUUCGGCCGGUUCAAAUGACGAUUCUGCCCACCGCUUAGCAUAACAGAAAAAGAAAACGAUUUACUGUGAAUUAGAUAUCUUUUAUUAUAAAUAUUCAUAUUUAUAAUAAAGCUGUGAUAUUGAAAACCUC
Messenger RNA from Musa acuminata AAA Group (dessert banana), 1159 nucleotides. RefSeq lists its product as uncharacterized. The record is from RefSeq and is a predicted model, not a curated record. Bases 148 to 1047 code for a protein of 299 amino acids. Lineage: Eukaryota; Viridiplantae; Streptophyta; Magnoliopsida; Zingiberales; Musaceae. The transcript has a single exon.